This is a messenger RNA of Hydra vulgaris (swiftwater hydra), 1973 nucleotides long. Lineage: Eukaryota; Metazoa; Cnidaria; Hydrozoa; Anthoathecata; Hydridae. The record is from RefSeq and is a predicted model, not a curated record.
UUGUUUUAGACAUUAUGUUACUUAGUUUUUUAUUUAAUUUUCAAAACUAUUUUAUAAUAACAGUUACAAUCUUUUAUGUUCACAUUUUAAUUUUAAUUAUCCAUUUGUAUUGCUAAAUUGGUGUUAUUAUUUUAAAAAAUAAAUCAUUCUAUAGUAUAGAACUAGUAAAGUUAGUGAUUUUUAUAUUUAGUUUUUAGUAUAUUUAUCAAUAGAUUAUAUAGUAUAAUGGAAUAGAAUGUGUGGUUGGAAAAGUUAGAUAAAAAUCUAGUGAAAAUCUAAUUAUGGGCUGAAAAAAGAAACUCUGAAUAUGCUAUCUGUAAACUAUGCAAAAGUGAUUUAAAAUUCAGUUCAGUUGGUUUCCAAGCACUAUAUCAGCAUUCUUCAAAACCUAAACAUAAGUCAGUGUCUGAUCUAAGAUUUUCAAAAACUGCUCGUCAUUUGUAUGUAGAUUCUAACAAAAACUCGAUUGGGGGAGAAAACGUUAUACAAUUAGAGUUCUAUAAAUGAAAAAAUUUCUGCUGCAGAAGCCAUGUGGCUUUUUAAAGUGGCAGAUAAUGAUCUUGCCGUAAGACAUUGUGACAACACACCAAUAUUGUUCCAAAGAAUGUUUCCAGAUAGUAAAAUAAGUCAAUGUUUUACUAUGAGUCGGCAAAAUCCUCAUAUAUUUUGCAAGAUGGCCUUGGGCCAUUGUUGGAAAAGCGUUUAUGUAAUAGUAUCGCGUUAAGUCAAGGUGCAUUCACUUUAAUGUUUGAUGAAACAACUACUUCACAACAAAAAAAACAAAUGGAUCUUUUAUGUCGUUUUUGAUCAGAAGACGAAAACCAAGUUGUUACAAAAUAUUUAACAUCGCUGUUCUUUGGCAGAGCAACAGCAGAAGAUGUCAAAACAAUGCUAGCAGAUUUACGUCAUAAUGAAAGGUUUUAUUUACCAUGGGAUCGUCUUUUUAAUAUUUCAGCAGAUGGUCCUAAUAUUAACAAAGCCAUUUGGAGAUUGUUAAAUGCUGAUCUUCAUAGUAAUGGUUUUAAUGGCUUGUUACCAUUUGUAAGUUGCACUUUGCACACAGUGCAUAAUGCUUUUCGAAAAGCAAUUAAUGUUGUCGGUGAGGAUGCUGAGCAGCUUGCAUUUGAUUUACAUAACUGGUUCAAGAAUGCACCCUGUAAAAUAAAAGAUUUUAAAAAAUUAUCAGAUUGCAUUUUUAUUGAAGAUGAAACAUUGUUUCUUCGUUUUGUCAAUACUAGAUGGCUCACUCUUUUUUCUUCACUUAUAAAGGUUCUAUUAAGGUGGGAAGACACCAAGAAAUAUUUUUUGGAAUAUAUUCCAAAACAAAAGGAGUAUUAAAAGACACUGACAAACAAUAAGCGUUAUAUUCGAAUUCAAAGAAGUCUUAGGGAAACUGAAAAUCUAUUUAAAGUUAUUCUUAUUAUUUUUUUUUUUUGAAUUAUUACAUAUAAUAGAGAAUUGAUUAUUUUAGGAGUUACUUGUGUCCAUCAAAUUCCUUAUUGGUUUAGCUCCCUUGUUUGAGAAAUACUUGACAAUAUUUCAAGAUGAAGGACCACUUGUUCAUAUUUUAUUUUAUAAAAUGAAAAAUCUUUUAAUAUCUUUAAUGAAACGUUUCCUUCAACCGACUGCUGUUAAUGGAAAGCUUACUAAAGAUCUUUUAAAAGUUGAUUCUUCUGAUUCAACUAUCCACCUUGAUUUGAAUAAAAUGGACUUUGGCGAGGAAGCUAAAAACCAGGUAAUUUUUGAUAGGUACACAUUUGCUACAUUUACCAGUUGCACAUUUACUACCUGGUUAAUGUGUACUUGGUAAUUAUGUAUAAGUGUACUAGGCAAUAUAAACUAUUUUGUUUAUUGUAUUAUUCAUUAGAUAUUUUAUUAUUAAAAAUUAAGUUUUUUUAUUCAUUUUCAUUGAUGCAGAUUUUCAAUAUAAAUAUGUUUUAGGUGAACAAAAUAUCAUGUGAAAAAAAAAGAUU